Molecule: messenger RNA, 888 nt
Organism: Pyricularia oryzae 70-15
Lineage: Eukaryota; Fungi; Ascomycota; Sordariomycetes; Magnaporthales; Pyriculariaceae
Exons: 6
Coding region: 1-888 (295 amino acids)
Biological process (GO): dephosphorylation
Molecular function (GO): phosphoprotein phosphatase activity
Source: RefSeq, a predicted model, not a curated record
AUGCAGACCACCCCGCGUGAGCUUCCCGCCAAGGGACCAGAACGACCAAGUUAUGUUCCCAAUAUACCCAACUUUCGUGAUGUUGGCGUAACUGUGAACAACUGGGUCGGUCGCAAGAUCUUGAAGGAAGGCGUUCUGUAUCGCUCCGCUGCUAUCGAACACGCCUCCCAAAUCGACCGCGAGCUUCUGAGGGAUAAGUUGGGUAUCCGCACCAUUCUGGACUUGAGACUUAAAUCAGAGCGAUCCACUGCGCAGGAGCAGGCGCAACUUGUCGAGGGGAAAGUCUAUGUUUCUUCUCAUAUCGAAGGCAUUCGCUACAACAUGGUUGACCUGAUCGGCAAGGACACCAAGAAAUAUCUGCUCAACCUGCUUGGCUGGGUCAGUUGGCUGCGCUUCUCUGUCCUCUACUACGUCUUGAGAAACCACAUGGCAGCCAAACGCAUCCUAAGCCGCGAGUUGUUGCGAAACCGCGGGAUGAAUGGGUUUCUGAUUGACAUUUUGGACCAUGGCAAAGCCCAGAUUUUGGAGGCACUGCGGGCAUUGGUUGGUCCUCCGACGUCGACGCCAAUAUUGAUACAUUGCGUGCACGGUAAAGACAGGACGGGCUUGAUCACAAUACUUAUCCUGCUGGCCUUGAACGUCCCUCGAGACGCAAUCGCCCACGACUAUCACUUUUCCGACCAGGGCCUGGUCGGACAGCGUGAGAACACCAGCAAGUACAUGGAAGCCCACGGACUCGAUCAGAGCUUUGCUACCACGUCUCAGGGCCUCGUUGGAGAACUGGACACGCACAUACGCCGCGUGUACGGCGGCAUCGAUGGAUAUCUCAGCGCAAUCGGCUUUACCGCCUCGGAGGCUCGUCGAUUGCGCGAGUGCCUUGCUGCUUGA